Molecule: messenger RNA, 1786 nt
Organism: Camarhynchus parvulus
Lineage: Eukaryota; Metazoa; Chordata; Aves; Passeriformes; Thraupidae
Gene: CLK3
Product: CDC like kinase 3
Exons: 13
Coding region: 96-1583 (495 amino acids)
Biological process (GO): protein phosphorylation
Molecular function (GO): ATP binding; protein kinase activity
Source: RefSeq, a predicted model, not a curated record
GCCGCAGCGGCGGCGGUGAGGCCGGGGACACACAGAGGGACACACCGGGCACACAGCCGGAGGGACGGGACGCGAGGGCGGCGGGCGCGGAGCGGAUGCAUCACUGCAGGAGGCUGCGGUCCCCGGAGCAGGACGGCGAGCCGGGGCACCGCUGGAAGCGGCGGCGGUCGCGGAGCCGGGAGUGCGAGGGCAGGCUGCGCUACCCGCCCCGCAGGGAGCUCGCCCGCAGAUCGCGCUCCAGGAGCCAUGAGAGGAUGCCCUACCAGCGGCGCUGCCGGCGGGACAGCGAUGCCUGCAGGCUGGAGGAGUGCAGCCCGUCCUUGGGCCAGGAUUAUUGCCCGGCGCGGCCGCGGCCCUGGCGGCGCUCCCGGGGCCGGGGGCAGCACCAGCAGCGGCCUCGACGCUACCCGCAGCAGCAGCAGCAGCAGCAUUGCCGCCGCCGCAGGAGCAGGUCUUGUAGCAGCGCCUCCUCGAGGAGCCGGCAGAGCAGUAAGCGCAGCAGGAGCGUGGAAGAUGACAAGGAAGGUCACCUGGUGUGCAGGAUCGGCGAUUGGCUUCAAGAGCGAUAUGAAAUCGUGGGCAGCCUCGGUGAAGGCACUUUUGGGAAGGUGGUGGAGUGUGUGGACCACGCCAGAGGCAAGUCCCAGGUGGCACUGAAAAUCAUAAAGAACGUUGGGAAGUACAGAGAGGCUGCCAGGCUGGAAAUCAACGUCCUGAAGAAAAUCAAAGAGAAGGACAAGGAGAACAAGUUCCUGUGCGUUCUCAUGUCGGACUGGUUCAACUUCCACGGCCACAUGUGCAUUGCCUUUGAGCUGCUGGGCAAGAACACCUUCGAGUUCCUGAAGGAGAACAACUUCCAGCCCUACCCCCUGCCACAGAUCCGGCACAUGGCCUACCAGCUGUGCCAUGCCCUGAGAUUUCUACACGACAACCAGCUGACUCACACGGACCUCAAGCCAGAAAACAUCCUGUUUGUCAACUCGGAUUUUGACACUCUGUACAACGAGAACAAGAGCUGUGAGCAGAAGUCCAUCCGGAACACGAGCAUCCGCGUGGCCGACUUUGGCAGCGCCACCUUCGACCACGAGCACCACACCACCAUCGUGGCCACGCGGCACUACCGGCCCCCAGAAGUGAUCCUGGAGCUGGGCUGGGCACAGCCGUGUGAUGUCUGGAGCACUGGCUGCAUUCUGUUCGAGUAUUACCGUGGCUUCACGCUCUUCCAGACCCAUGAGAACCGAGAGCACCUUGUCAUGAUGGAGAAAAUCCUGGGGCCGCUCCCAUCUCACAUGGUCCACAAAACUCGGAAGCAGAAAUACUUCCACAAUGGCAGCCUGGUGUGGGAUGAGAACACGUCCGAUGGCAGAUACGUCCAGGAGAACUGCAAACCCCUGCGGACAUACAUGCUGCACGACUCUCUGGAGCACGCUCAGCUCUUUGACCUGAUGAGGAGGAUGCUGGAAUUCGACCCCUCCCAGAGGAUCACGUUCUCCGAGGCCCUCCUGCACCCUUUCUUUGCCGGGCUCUCGGCAGAGGAGCGGAUGCUGUGCGGGCGCGGCGCCAGCCGGGACCUGAGCAGAUGACGGCCGGGAUCCCUCGGGGAGGAUCCCUCUGGGUGGAUCCCUUGGGACAGAUCCUGCAGGAUGGAUUCCUCAGGAUGGAUCCCACAAGAUGGACCCCACCGGCCUCUGCAGCUCAGCCCCACUCCCCUCCCCGAGUCCACAGGGGCUGGGGCACUGCCACAAGGACCCUGGGAGGAGAGGGGGAAGGAAAGCUCUGUUGGAAA